AUGGUGUUAAAAAAAUUAAAGCGAAAAAACGUUGAAAAUAGUGCUAAAAAAGCUGUACAAUAUUACAACCCAUUUAUAUUAAAUUUAUUAUUAAAUUGUAUUAAUAAAAAUGGUAAAAAAAAUGUAUGUAAAAAUUUAGUAUUUAAUUCGUCUAUAAAUAUAAUAAAAAAUAAUUGUUUUGUAGAAUACUUUGAAAAUUUAGUACUAAAACCAAUAUUACCAUUUAAAAUUAUUUCUGAAAAAAAUAAAUCUAAAUAUAUAUAUACCAGUGCUUAUAAAUCUAUUUCUAAUUUAAUAUUAAAUGUGUGUAAAUUCAUAAGAAAACAUAAAAAAAAAGUAUCUUUUGAUUUUUAUUUCAAAAAUGAAAUUAAUAAAUUAUUAAAUAAAAAUAGUAAUUUACACACAUUAAAAAAACAAUUUAAAGUAAUAUUCAAAAAUACAAGUACUAUUAAUAAAAAAAAUAUUAAGAAAAAAUCUGAAAAAAAUUUGAGUAUUAAUAUUAUAAAAUUAAAAAAAAUUAGUAUGAAAUAUUUUAAUAACUAUUUUACUUAUCACUUUUUAAACUAUAACAGUAAUAAUGAGCAUUCAUUUUAUUCAAAAAAAAUUUUUAACACACAAUCCUUAAUAAUAAAAAAAAAUAUUAAAAAAUUAAAAUAUUUAAAAACAAUAUAA
Molecule: messenger RNA, 672 nt
Organism: Theileria parva strain Muguga
Lineage: Eukaryota; Apicomplexa; Aconoidasida; Piroplasmida; Theileriidae
Product: ribosomal protein S7
Exons: 1
Coding region: 1-672 (223 amino acids)
Source: RefSeq, a predicted model, not a curated record